Molecule: messenger RNA, 3298 nt
Organism: Spirodela intermedia
Lineage: Eukaryota; Viridiplantae; Streptophyta; Magnoliopsida; Alismatales; Araceae
Source: the annotation of a GenBank genome assembly
AUGAAGCGAGUCUUCGGCGCGAAGAAGAACAAGGAGCCCCCUCCGAGUAUCCAGGAUGCCUCCGAACGGGUAUUUCUCUCGUGCAUAUUUAUUUUUUGAGUUUUGUAGUUCUUAUUCUGGCGGAAAGCGGUAGGGAGAGGCUCCAUUGUCCUGCCGUCUUCAUGCAUUUUGUUUGGACUUAUCAAUGAAUUUGGGCGGUGAUGCCGCCAUUUUUCUUUAAUUUUUUCAAUUGAACCGCGAGAUUUUCUCAUACUGUGUUCGUCGUAGUCGUUCCGGGAGACGGGCGAGCGAAUUUUGACGAACGAUGAAGGUUAUGGCAUCGGUGGCGGGGAUCAUCUUCUAAUGCCUAAAAUUAUCAGAGAACUCGCUUUUUGUUCAAACUCAACGCAUCUGGUUCUCCGGAUGAGUAGAUUCGGUGGAUUAUUUUUUAAAGCUUACGGUGAACAAACAAAUCUGCUCUAGGAAGAGCAUUAUGAUGCUUAUUUCCGACGUAAAAGUGGUGUGAAAGUAUUAUAAAUUGGUGAUUCCUCUGUAGAAGGCACGUUGGCGGACUCAAUAUAUCAUUUACCAUGGAUUACAGUCGUACAAUCAGUUGGGGUUUGUCUGUGUUCUCCUGUAGAAGUUCCGACACGCAACCGUACUCAUGCGUUGAACGAUUAAUGUAACGUUCCUCUUUCCGCCCUCUUGUGUUACUUGAAAGCUACGAUCAUCUUAGAUUCGUUUUUUAUUAAAGUAUUUUUGCUACUUGCUUAAUCUUAUUUACUCUUGAAAUAGGGAUGGCAUUUGAUUUUUCUCUCCAUAGGGAAAUUCGAUUAGGUCAUGAUGAGGAAUAGAUUCCUUAGAUUCACCUAGGCUGAAGGACAUUGCAUUCUUUUGGUUUGAUAUACUGGGCGAUCUUUGUAUUGGAGAUCGACAAUUGCUUGAUCUUUCUACUCUUUCUCUUAUCUUAUAUUCAUGUACCUCUGGUUUCUGCCUAUCCCUCAUCAUUAUCUCAAGUAUUCGGAAUUUUACUUGUUGUUUUCAGUGCAAUUUGAUCGCAUAAAUUAGACCAUCUUUUUUUUCUCUGCGUGCUCGGAUAAGACUUUGUUUACUUACUAAGCUGAAGAAAAAACUAAUUACAGAUAAACAAAAGAGGUGAAAGCGUCGAUGAGAAGAUUAAGAAUCUCGAUGCUGAACUCGCUAGAUACAAAGAUCAGAUCAAGAAAACGCGCCCAGGUCCGGCACAGGAAGCUGUUAAAGCUCGAGCCAUGAGGGUUCUCAAGCAAAAGCGAAUGUUAGUGAUCCGUCAUAUUUAAUUACUUCAUUUCCCUGGAACUUUCUAUAUUUCACGCUGCAAAGUUGUGUUAUUUUGGGUCUGUGGUCCAUCAGCAAAGGCUUAUGACGCCCUCCAAAAAUUGGGUAUAUCUGAAGUAUUUUUGCUUGGAUGAAGAGCGCAUCCAUCUGGAGCUCAUAAGCCUUCCUCGCACCUCUCUCUCUCUCUCUCUCUCUCUCUCUCUCUCUCUCUCUCUCUCUCUCUGUCUCUGCUGAGCCUGUGACCCUGUAUCACGGGUCGAUCCUGCUGUGCCAACUGCCGUGUCUCUGGCAUUUGUCUCUUGAUUCUCUUCUUCUAGAUGAAUCUGAUGGUUUCUACUGAUGGAUUUUCUUUAUCCAUCAUUUGCCAUUCCAGAUAUAAUCUUUUUUUAUGUAAUCGUGAAAUCUUUACCUAGUAAGCACCAGUGAAAAUGAAAAUGGCUAGAUAUUUCCUUUUGCACUUUCACAGUUGUUGUCACUUUAAAGUUAUAAACACCCACCCAUUUUAGGACUUUAUAUUUGCCGGAGCGCUCUUGUUAGAAUUCCAUCUAUAUUUUGUUCGUUCUCCGUAUGUAAUCAAUGAUGGGUGAACAAGAGUAACUACUCUUUUUUAAUCACUUAAAAACGCUGAACUCACUUUUUCUGUGGAACCAUCAUAAAUCAUUUCUUGAUUUCCAGAUGCACAUGCCUUCUUUUGUGGCUUCCUCUUUUCUGAUGUAGCAUUUCUUUCCAGGUAUGAGGGCCAACGUGAUAUGAUUUAUAACCAGACAUUCAACCUUGACCAAGUCUCUUUUGCAGCGGAAGGACUCAAAGAUGCCCAGCAAACCGUAUGAUAUGGGUUCCCUUUUUAAUCAGGUUUUAAUCAUUGAUCUCUUGCGCUUACACACUGAACGCGAAUCCACUGUUUCAGAUGUCUGCAUUGAAGUCUGCAAACAAGGAACUGAAGGGAAUGAUGAAGACCGUGAAGAUCUCAGACAUUGAUGUAUAUUCCAUGUUUAACCUCCCCAAGUUCUUCAUGCAUCAGAAGAACUAUCACUCUGCUAUUGCUGCUCCCUCGGUCUUUAUCUAAAAUUACUUUUUCUCAAAUUUUAUGUAUGAUAGAACAUGCAAGACGAGAUGAUGGAUCUGAUGGACGUCAGCACAGAAAUCCAAGACUCGCUUGGUAGAAGCUACAAUGUGCCUGAUGACAUUGACGAGGAAGAACUCAUGGGGGGUAAGACCGGAAAUUUUGGACUAUUUGAAACAUGGCUGCAUCCAUCUCUUGUGGCUAUACUAUAUCAAACGUGAUUCUUCCUGAGAGUUUAAUAUUUCUUAUGGGUCACGAUUUCUUCCGUCCGAAUUUAUUGAUUUAUUUACUUAUUUGUUUAUCGUCGGUGACAUGAAGAGCUGGACGCAUUGGAGGCCGACAUGGGUGCUGAGACCGAAGCUGACGCUGUGCCAUCAUACCUUCAACCCGAGAGGGAGCCAGAUUUAGAAGGGGAACUCAAUCUACCAGCUGCCCCAUCCAGCCAUGCGCCAGCACAGCCCGUACAGGUAUAUUUUUCAUCAUCUUCUAGCUGAUAUCAGAUGAAUUGGGAGGUCAACAUCUCUGGUAGUUUACGAUCUUCCAACCAACUCAUUGGAUUUAACAGCCAGUGGCAUGCUGUCGAGGAAAGCUGUUCCUUUUGUUCCCCAAAGUUUCCGGCUGGUCAUCAAUGCCGAAUAGUGGCCUUGAGAUUAUCACCGAUCGAUCUUUUUGUAUUAUAUUUUAUUUAUCAGCCACCCCAUCUCUAGUGGUUUCUGAUCCUGGAACUCAUUUUGGGGUUGGAAACCGGUGGCUGAGCGUUGCUGGCAAUGUUCUUCUGUUUCUGCUUACCAAAAUUCUCAGCCAGUUAUCAUCAGUGUUGGAUUGGGAUGAUCUCACGAUGAACUUUUUUAAUCCUCUUUUUUUUUUUUUUUCUUUUUUCUGUGACAGGCGGAGGAUGAUUUUGGUCUUCCUGCUGUUCCCCGGGCAUCCAUACGCGGAUAG